AUGGAGGGCAAAUCGAUGUUUUAUGGGGUUCGAACGGGUUUGCCGCUAGCCAUCGGCCUAAUCAUUGGUGUUUUGUUAUCGUUAUCCGUGUUAAAUAUCGAUGAUGAUUUGGUUUUGUUAACGACGACAAAAUGUUCUCUGGCAAGCUUACAAUCACCAUCAUUAUCGCUUGAAGAUGAAUUAUCUUCAGAACAUUGGGAAGUGAUUGUCAAAAAGUUGACACCAAUAUCGAAUAAUAUGCAACAACAAUCAACUAAGUUUGUUCGACCUCGAUUUGUGGCGUCAGAAUUGGGAAUUCGUGAGAAAUUAAUGGUCAUAAUAUUCGGUCAAUCGUCGUUAAGCUUAUCAUUAAAUAUGUCUUUAGCAAAAUAUGUACCUCGAGUUCAUAUAUUUGUGGAUGCAGCGCAGUUCAGCAUAGAUUUGUCGAACUCUCGCGAUACUACUAUUUAUCGAUCAAAUGGCCAACAUGCACAUAUUGUGAUAUUAAAUAAUAUAUUCAAUAUGAGGUUAAUAGAACAGAUGGAAGAUCUAUAUGACCUUGCAGAUGUUUUUUAUGCUGACAGGAACGUAUAUCCUGAUCAAAAGGAAAUCAAAUUAAUCAGUUGGAAUAAACUUGUUGCGAUUAGUGGUUAUCUUAGUGGAAAUGGCAAUAACGACGAUCAUGGUUGUGUUCUGGAAUCUGGAAUUUUAUUGUCAUAUCCGGCAAUGAAAACAAUUCUUGAGCGACGUUCUGUAUGUAAUUCUAUAGUGAUGAAUUCGGAUUACUCAGCUUUUGAAGAAUGCAUUCAUCGUGCGAUGAAUCGUUCUUGCAUCAAUCAUGAAAAUGCGGUAGGUGUUGGUGGUGAUAUAUCAAUUCAUGAUGCUAUUAUGUGGUGGUCUUCAUCUCCGAAUUUCAACAAAUCGCUUAGUGUGUCUCCUUUGUUGUCAGAUAGUGAUGCUAACACAUUGCAUCAGCACUUUAUAAGUGUUGAAUUGGACUGUAUCGACCGAGAAAUUGACAAGCUAGUGACUGAAAUAGAAAUUUCUUCGUAUGAUAUAGCCGAUGGGCCAACGUGGCCAGCUGCUGUUUCACCUUAUUCGCGACCCCUUAAUAGGCAUCAGGUUGCUAAAUGGCAAUAUUUCACUAAUGUAGAAAUAUUUAAAAAUGAAUUGGAUCAAAAUAUGGAAUUACUGUCCGGUGAAGACAAAUCAGAUAUCUUAGAAGUAAUAGCAGCGGCGAGGGAAUUUGCGGAAAGUAAAUCUGGCCCAGCAUUUAACCAAGAAUUUUUGCAAAUGCGGAAUGGUUAUCGUUUGUUUGAUCCAGUUCGUGGAAUGGAUUAUAUUCUUGAUCUAAUGUACCUUGAUGGAAAUACAGUAGUGCACCGAAUUCAUCUCGUACCAUAUGUAAAAGAAGAUACUGAUUUGACGAUUGUUAUACCACUUGGUUCAAAUGAAGAAGUGAGAGCUGUUCGCUAUCUUCUUGCACGAUUUAUACGACUUUGCUCAGCUGCAGUAGAUGAUCCUCGUCAAACUCGUCUUGUUGUCGCUGUACGAGGAGUUAACCCCUCUGCAAUUCGCCUCAUCAAUAAUGAUAUUAUUGAAUUAAGAAUACAGCAAACGAUGUUGCUCAUAUUAAAAUCAGAUAGUCAUCCAGUAAUAGCAGCGGCUGCGUUAGACGAAGCUGUAGGACAUUUUGGUGACCAGAUGAUUUACCUAUUAUUAUCACCUUAUGCAGAUAUUCAGAGAGAAUUUUUAGAUCGGGUUUUCUUUCCAAUUCCUUUUGUCGAAUUCAAUCAACAAAUCGUCAGCUCGUACGAACUAUUUCAACGAGCACUUAAAGAUGGUUUCCAUAAGAAAGAUAUUGCACAUAAUAAAGGGAAAGAUAAUGUGGAUGGAUCUCUAGUUAAGAAUUCGCUAAGAUUUUCGGCAAUUUUACGUAAUAGUCAAUAUAAAUCGAAUAGACCAGCAGUUGUGCAUAAAGAUCAGGGUCAUUUCGAUAUAUCAGAUUAUUCGAUUCUUUCAAUUUAUGGACUCGAUUUUUUGGAGUUUCGUAAACUUCUUCCUGAGAAAGUACUACGUUUUGAUCUGUCAUCAUUAUUUCUAAAUCAAUCGGAUAUACAUAUUUUACGUGCAAUAGAACCAUCAUUACGAUUGCAUUAUCAUUUUCGUUCUUGUGAUAUUCUUCUCCCAAAAUCGGAAUAUUUUCGUUGUAUCAAUGGACGUCGCGAGAAUAUCGCUACGAAAGCACAAUUAUCGAAUUUCUUUUUUAGCAGCCAAGAUGUGGAUGAUAUCAUUGAGGAUUCAUAG
Dracunculus medinensis (Guinea worm) is the source of this 2286-nucleotide messenger RNA. The record is from the annotation of a GenBank genome assembly. NCBI's taxonomy places the organism in Eukaryota, Metazoa, Nematoda, Chromadorea, Rhabditida, Dracunculidae.